AUGAUUUUCUUAAUCACAAUCGACUCCCGACUCCACACCCCCAUGUACUUUUUCCUCCGAAUUUUGUCUUUCUCUGAUCUCUGCUAUUCCUCAGUGAUUGUCCCUCAGAUGCUGCAGAUUUUCAUAGCUGAGAGGAAAAGCAUUUCUCGCACUGCCUGCGCUGUGCAAAUGUAUUUCUUUCUUCAGUGUGUAGAUAUUGAGUGUCUCUUGCUAGCUGUGAUGGCAUAUGACCGUUAUGUGGCCAUCUGUAACCCACUGCUCUAUACGGUCAUCAUGUCCAGACAGCGCUGUAACCAGCUGGUGGCUGGGGUGUGUGUUGUGGGUUUGGUGGAUUCACUGAUACUGACGUGUUCUCUAUUCUGGCUGUCGUUCUGCAGCUCCAAUAUCAUCCAACAUUUCUUCUGUGACUACGCCCCACUGCUGCUUCUCUCCUGCUCUGACACCCACACCUGUGAAAUUCUGAUAUUUGCUUCCACAUGCUACAUCAUAGUGAGCAGCAUUGUGACCAUUCUCGUUUCCUAUGUCUGUAUCUUCUCCACCAUCCUGCGCAUCCGCUCUGCUGAGGGCCGGUACAAAGCCUUCUCCACCUGUGCUUCCCACUUGUGCGCGGUGGGCAUGUUUCAUGGCACCCAACUCUACAUCUGUUUCCAACCCAUCUCAACAUAUUCCAUUGAAUGAAGGAAUUGUUUGGAGGAAGGAAAUCUGCCAGUCUGGACUACAUGC
Molecule: messenger RNA, 723 nt
Organism: Pelodiscus sinensis (Chinese soft-shelled turtle)
Lineage: Eukaryota; Metazoa; Chordata; Testudines; Trionychidae
Source: RefSeq, a predicted model, not a curated record